Molecule: messenger RNA, 4826 nt
Organism: Polypterus senegalus (gray bichir)
Lineage: Eukaryota; Metazoa; Chordata; Cladistia; Polypteriformes; Polypteridae
Gene: tle2a
Product: TLE family member 2, transcriptional corepressor a
Exons: 21
Coding region: 1017-3473 (818 amino acids)
Biological process (GO): negative regulation of canonical Wnt signaling pathway; regulation of DNA-templated transcription
Cellular component (GO): nucleus; transcription regulator complex
Molecular function (GO): protein binding; transcription corepressor activity
Source: RefSeq, a predicted model, not a curated record
CAUUGAUCCGUUUCAGCGCAAGCCACCCUUGAUCAGUUAAAAUUACAGAUAUGUGGGCACCAUAGAAGAGGAGAGAGCUGCUUUACGAAUUGCACUUUCAAAUACAAAAAAAAAGGAAACCCAAUAAGUACAACUACUCGGAAGAGAAAUUUCCACCUGGGCGCGUGCGCCAAAAGGGUCGAUUGAUACGCACGUAUGGUUUUCGGGAAGAUAGAAGAUUAGCAGCCGUUCGUCUCGGAGAUGUGCACCUUAGGCGUCUUACCGACGGCUUCGCAAAACUUCACCCUUUCUCCAGGCAGGUUUAUUGGCCAUACAACUCGGAUUGCUUCCUUAAGCGCUGAUCUCUAGGAAGCAUGGUGGAAUUUUGCCGUUGACCUCCUUUUAAACGAGUGUGUGUAUACGCUGAAUUUUUAGAUUGCAUUUUUUUUUUCUUUGCUAUAUGAGAAUUGUAGUGCACGUGUGGCGGACCCAUCUGCAAAGCUCUACAAAAGCGCCUUUGCUCGUUUGUCUGCAUGGGAGCGGGUUUAUUGGUGCCUGCACCCGCGUCCGUCUGCCUGUGCUACUCUAUUGCCUUCAUAUACGUGCUGCACUUUUAAGCUGAUGUCCUGUCGGCCCACGGGCUCAAACAAAGGACUGAAGAAUGUUCUGAUUUCUUCAUCUUGGCUAUAGAGGCAUCACGCAAAAAAGCACCACAUCUGAAAAACUGAUUCGUGGAUUCACCGACUACACCCCCCAUCUCCUUAAUUUACACUGGAUUGCUGCAAACAAUUGGGAGUUUUUUUUUCUUUUUUUUCCUGUGACUAGGCUACAAGAACAAAAGAAGCUGAAAAGAGGGGGGAUGCUGUACCCUCCUGGGUGUCUCAGCUCCGUCGAGGCCUGGGAUAUGAUCUGAAUCCACCCUUUUCCGUGUUUGUCUGGCGAGCUGCUAGGAAAACCACAAUAAGAGAAGCCUGAACAUCAUCAUCUUCCAAAAACAUUCUCUCUCUCUCCUCUCCACACACGGCCGCAACAAAGGCAUGUUUCCCCAGAACCGCCCUUCGGCCUCACCCGACACAGCCCCGCAACAGCACACGCUACUCCCUUUUUAUGUUACAGAAGGUAGAAGCAGCACACGCCGUUGCCCGGCUCCUUUGCAGCCACCCCCUGGCUCGUCUGCCUCUGCUGCAGCUGCAGCCUCCGGGACCCCUCAGUCCCUGAAACUGACGUACCCGGAGACCCUGGACCGUAUCAAGGAGGAGUUCCAGUUUUUGCAAACACAGUAUCACAGCUUGAAGCUGGAGUGUGAGAAGCUGGCCACAGAGAAGACGGAGAUCCAGAGACACUAUGUUAUGUAUUAUGAGAUGUCCUACGGCCUCAACAUUGAAAUGCACAAGCAGACGGAAAUAGCCAAAAGGCUGAAUGUGAUCUGCGCACAGCUCAUCCCCUUCCUCUCACAAGAGCACCAGCAGCAGGUGGUCCAGGCCAUGGAGCGCGCCAAGCAGGUGACUAUGGGGGAGUUAAAUGCUGCAAUAGGGGUACGUGGACUCCCCCCUCUACCUCCCACACACCAGCUCCAAGCCCAGCACCUCUCCCAGCAUGCACAGGGGCUGCCCAUGACCCCUCAUCCUUCCAGUCUUCAGGCCCCAAGCCUGGCAGCCCUAGGGGGUAGCUCAAGCUUGUUGGCACUCUCGGGAGCCCUGGGGGCCCAAGCUCAGCUGGCUGCCAAAGACGAGCGGAGCCACUUGGAUGUGGCAUCAAUGGCCGCCGACCAUCACAGAGGCUUUCUCCGGGGUGCCAUGCGGCUUGCGAUGGAUUCAGACCGAGAGCCUGGGCCGAGCUCCUUAUCAAAUGGAGACAAAGGCAGGGCUCCGGCUGACUAUCUGAGUAACGGCAAGAAGCGGAAGGUGGAUGAGAAGGACUUCGCCACUGAUUAUGGAAGCGAUGCUGACAAAAGUGAUGACAACCUUGUGGUUGAUGAGGACCCAUCAUCGCCCCACAGUGUCCACUCUUGCUCAUCACGAGAGAAUGGCUUGGACAAGCUACACCAGAGAAAGGAGGUGCCCCAGGCCAGCCCCUCUUCAAGCAGUGCUGCUUCACCUUCUCGUACCAAAGAGUCCUCUUCGAAGGAGGGCUCAAGCACACCUGGACUGAAAUCUAGCACCCCAAUGCCAGUGGGAGAGUCCUCCAUUCCAGGCCCAAGCUCCAAUGCUCCACAGUUCAGAGCUGUGCAAGGAAAAGCUGGAGUAGACCCCUUAGCUCUCGGACUACGGAACCCGCUUUCAGUGCAGAACUCCUAUGCAGGGGCAUUUGGGAUCCCCCACCCUGGGGUGAAUGGCGAGAUGGCGGGGGCUUAUGCUGGGCUGCACCUCGUGUCUCCGCAGAUUAACGGAGCCGCCGCUGCUGCUGUGGCUGCAGCCAAUUAUGGCCGCACCUCUGUGGUUGGGUAUGAAUCCCCUCACAUGAGGGUACCAGGACUCCCAGCCAGCAUGCAGUCUGCCACAUCAGGAAAACCUGCUUACUCCUUCCAUGUGAGUGGAGAUGGGCAGAUGCAGCCAGUUCCUUUCCCUCCAGAUGCCCUGAUCGGUCCAGGAAUCCCACGGCACGCCCGUCAGAUUCACACUCUGAGCCACGGCGAGGUGGUCUGUGCCGUGACCAUCAGCAACUCCACACGUCACGUCUACACUGGGGGCAAAGGCUGUGUCAAAGUGUGGGACGUCAGCCAGUUGGCAACCAAAAGCCCUGUGGCACAGCUCGACUGCCUGAACCGGGAUAACUAUAUCCGCUCCUGCAAGCUGCUUCCUGAUGGCCGGACCCUCAUUGUAGGCGGCGAGGCCAGCACUCUGUCCAUCUGGGACCUGGCCACUCCAACUCCUCGGAUUAAAGCAGAGCUGACGUCCUCCGCACCGGCCUGCUACGCCCUCGCAAUCAGCCCCGAUGCCAAAGUGUGCUUUUCCUGUUGCAGCGAUGGCAACAUUGUGGUGUGGGACUUGCAGAAUCAGACUCUCGUCAGGCAGUUUCAGGGCCACACAGAUGGUGCCAGCUGCAUAGACAUUUCAAAUGACGGGACCAAACUGUGGACGGGAGGCUUGGAUAACACGGUCCGCUGUUGGGAUCUGAGGGAGGGCAGGCAGCUUCAGCAGCACGACUUCACAUCACAGAUCUUCUCUUUGGGGUACUGUCCUACAGGGGAGUGGCUGGCCGUUGGCAUGGAGAGCAGCAAUGUCGAGGUUCUUCACGUGUCUAAGCCUGACAAGUACCAGCUGCACCUUCAUGAGAGCUGCGUGCUUUCUCUUAAAUUCGCCUACUGUGGAAAAUGGUUUGUGAGCACUGGCAAAGAUAACCUUCUAAAUGCUUGGAGGACUCCUUAUGGUGCCAGCAUAUUCCAGUCCAAGGAAUCCUCAUCUGUUUUGAGUUGUGACAUCUCGCCAGACGAUCAAUUCAUCGUCACGGGCUCCGGAGACAAAAAGGCCACAGUUUAUGAGGUCAUCUACUGAUCCCCAGGAGUUGCAAUCCUGGCCCCCAAUUCAAGCAGACAUUGGCCAGGGGACAGAGCAGGGAACACGUGGAUUCAACAAGAAAGAAGGAAAGUAUUUAGGGCUUGAAGAAAGACUGCACUAGACUUGAGCAGUGGAGGAGAAAGCAAAAGCCUGACCUUGGCACAAGAGGGACCCGUGGUGGUAAUGUUAUAAGGGAGGGCAUUGCAUCCUCUGAAAGGAAUUUUUGAAGCAUUCAGGGCACAUACAAUGGAACUUGGAGGGGAUCUGACAAGACAGAUGGUUUACUUGGCACAAGCAGACCACUGUAAUGUUUCCCAUAAUCCUAUGCACCCUCCACACCUUUCCAUGCUAGGAGGACUGCUUUAUACACAGAACCUUUAUAAUUUGGAGGCUCACUGCCGGCCUUUACUUCCCACUGAAUUGUCUGAAAUUGCAUUCUUCUCGUCUCCUUGCGGUGGCGUCUUUUCUUUGCAUUGCAGGCGGAUGUUUUUGUUACGAUGGACUUUUAAUGACGAAUGACAGGAGAGAGAAGUAGAGCACAUCUCCAGUUAAAUGCCUUGCUUGUCCUCACGCACCCAGGAUGUUUCUUGGUCUCUUGGAUAAUAUAACCCAUCGCAGGCAUGAGAGAAGAAGUAGCUGAGAAGGCCUGACGUUCGGUCUCUCUUGCACCUUUCUGGCCCACCACUUCAGUUACUCCCUUUACCAGUGUUCACUCCUGUUAUCUCAACAAGAUGGAUCUGUGUGCACUAGAAAAGGGACCUGAAUAAGACGGGCCUUGUGUGCUCCAGAGAUGGGUAAUCCAUUGGCUUUUGUGGAGCCAAGAGAGUAGAGGCAUGAAGGAAGUCAACACGGGGGGCAUGUGAGAUCGGACCUUCUGAAAUGUCCUUUUCUUUAUGGCUCCUAUCCAGCUGUGUCUCUGUCACUGGGGUGAGUGGGCAGAGAAAUAAUUCAGGGUUGCUUUUCCUUUGUUAUUCUCGUCCAUGUUUCAGCAUUCACUACAAUCACUGGCUUUGUAGAUCAAAUGACCGAAUUGUAGUGUUUCACACCAGUGUUUCCUCUUUAUUGAUUAGUCUAUUUGUGGGCAUUUAUUUCUCUCCUUUAGAUGAGGAAUGAGCUCCUACGUUUUAUAUGAAAUUAAAAAUAUAUAUAUAUAUAUAUAUAUAUAUAUGUAUAUGUAUAUAUAUAUGUAUAUGUAUAUGGGUAAAUAGUUUGCAUUUUUUUUUUUAUUUCUUUGCUUCAUAUUGUUUGAAAUUUUGUUUGGGUGAGGGGGAAAGAUGGAAGGAGGGUUCACGAGAUUUACUGAUCCAGAGGUGGAUUCACAGUCCAGACCAAUAAAGUAUUUUAUACGUA